Cavia porcellus (domestic guinea pig) is the source of this 6459-nucleotide messenger RNA. RefSeq names its product nucleoporin 210 like (gene Nup210l). The record is from RefSeq and is a predicted model, not a curated record. Gene Ontology annotation, cellular component: nuclear pore. Bases 681 to 6329 code for a protein of 1882 amino acids. NCBI's taxonomy places the organism in Eukaryota, Metazoa, Chordata, Mammalia, Rodentia, Caviidae. The transcript is spliced from 40 exons.
UAUAACAUGUUGAUUACAUAUUUCUACAAAUACGUUGUUUUGGUAGACUGUUCUGAGCCUUUCAUUUAAUAGUCUAUUGGGAGAAAAAUUCUAUUGGAUAUUUGGAGAAAAAUAAUACAAGUGUUUUCAGAGCAUUUGCUUAGAAGCGGGCCAUACUGUGUGGAUGGCUUUCAAAGCUGCCUUUGAGAUGCUGGAGUCUGGUGUUUCCUAUAGUCUGGCUCUGGAGAAGGCCACCGGUCUGAUUUCCUAGUGAAAGUUACUGAGGUCUCUUGACAAAGUUAAAUUGUUUAGACUCAGGCCUGGGAGUGUUCCCUUCAUAGGUACAGACCAACGCUGACUGGAAAUUACUGCUGCCCCCUUCAAAAAAAGAUGUGUUGUCUUUUUAAUUCAAAAGCUACACAGUACACAAUGACUUGAAGCUGGGAGACUUUUGGGGGAUUUCGGCCCCCCCCAUUUAUUUAAAUAAUAGUAUUGUUACACCUUACGUUUAGGAAAAUAGCCCUCUAAAUGAAUAAGUAGGUUCCUAAAAUUUCUGUGAUGGAACUUGCUAGAGUAGUUUAUGAAAAAAUUCCCACAAUUCAGGGCGAGCAAGGCCCCGCCUCCUGCUGAUAUUGUGCCUGCGGAUUGGUCCGUUUUGGUGCUGGAGGUGUGGCUGUGGUUGAGCACGAACAGCAGUCGCCAUGGCCAGCUGUGAGGCACUGUGGCUUCAAAGGUUGAGGCUACGGUUCUGCUUACCUGUACUGGGUCUUUUGUUACUUACGCCGUUUUUGCUGGGAACCCAGGCCAACAAACUUAACGUGCCCCAGGUGUUGCUACCCUUCGGCCGGGAGCCGGGUCGUGUGCCCUUCCUGCUCGAGGCCCAGCGGGGCUGCUACGUUUGGCAUUCCACCCAUGAUGAUGUAGUUACUGUUGAACCUUUAUAUGAAAAUGGCACCUUAUGUUCUCAAAGAGCUGUACUCAUUGCUGAAUCUACCCAGCCAAUACGUCUCAGCAGUGUUAUUCUUGCUCGAGAAAUAGUGACUGACCAUGAACUACGCUGUGAUGUUAAGGUUGAUGUGAUAAACAGCAUUGAAAUUAUAUCUCGGACCCGGGAACUCUAUGUAGAUGACUCACCUCUGGAACUGAUAGUGAGGGCAUUGGAUACUGAAGGAAAUACUUUCAGCAGUUUGGCAGGGAUGAUGUUUGAAUGGAGCAUUGCUCAGGAUGACAAGUCAGCAAGAGAAGAACUGUUUAGCAAAAUUAGGAUUCUGAAAUACUCUGAAGCAGAAUAUUCUCCCCCAGGCUAUAUAGUUGAGAUGGAAAAAGAGGAGAAACGAGGAGAUAUGAUUUUGGUGUCGGGUGUUAGAACUGGUAUUGCUGUUGUAAAAGUUCGAAUUUAUGAAUCAUUCUAUAAGAAAGUGGCAUCAGCACUAAUACGUCUCCUUGUUUUAGAGAAUAUCUUUCUUAUACCGUCCCAUGAUAUUUAUCUCUUAGUAGGAACAUAUAUUAAGUACCAAGCUGCAAAAAUGGUUCAGGGAAGAAUGACAGAGGUGAAAUUUCCCCUGGAACAUUAUACACUGGAAUUACAGGAUCACAGAGCUGCACAUAAGCAAUCUCUGUCUAGCAAAGUGGCUUUACUGGAUGAUAAAACAGCCACAGUGACUGCCUUCCAACAAGGCCAAACUAAUCUUGUCUUUAUUCACAAAAAUGUCCAUAUGCGAUCUGUAUCUGUACUCCCAAAUCGCACCAUAUAUGUUGUAGACCCCGGAUUUUUAGGUUUCACAGUCUCCCCUGGAGACCGGUGGAGUCUGGAGGUGGAACGGGUGUAUGCCAUUACAAUCGAGGUGUUUGAUAAAAGCAGCACAAAAAUCUACAUGUCAGAUAAUCUGAGAAUUACAUACAACUUUCUAUCGGAGUACUUCAAAGAGCAGCUAACUACUGUGAAUGGAUCUUACCAUGUAGUAAAAGUGCUGAAAGCUGGUGUGGUAGAGAUAGAUGCAUCCCUGACCUCCAUUGUUCACCAGAAUAACAGUAUUCAACCUAUCAAGCCUCUGAUCCAACACAAACAAGAAGUGAUUAUUUAUUUUCCCAUCAAGUUUACACCUAACUUUCUGGCAUUUCCUUAUCAUCCUUGGGGAGUGUUACAUCGCUAUCAAGUACAGGUAGAGGGUGGUAGUGGCAACUUCACCUGGACCUCUUCUGAUGAAACAGUGGCCACGGUAAGCCCCCGAGGAGAAGUGACUGCAGGUCGAGUUCAGGGGAACAGCACAGUGUGGGCCCGAGAUGUACAAAAUCCCUAUCGGUAUGGGGAAAUGAAGGUGUAUGUCCUGAAGCUGAACAAAAUGGAACUGCUACCCUUCCAUGCUGAUGUGGAGAUUGGCCAGACCAUAGAAAUCCCCAUCGCAAUGUAUCAUGUUAAUGAGACUAAGCAGGCUAUGGCAUUCACAGACUGCUCUCAUUUACCUGUGGAUCUCCACAUGGAUAAGCAAGGAGUCUUCAUUCUCUUUGAAGGAGGUAUUCAAAGACCUGGACCAAUGCACUGCUCCAGUAUACACAUAGCAGCCAGAUCGCUAGGCCACACUCUGGUCACGGUGAGAGUGAGUGAACAUGAGGAGCACUUGCACAGCAGUGCCACCUUUGCUGCUUAUGAGACCCUGAAGGCUGUAAAUCCUGUGGAAGUGGCGUUGGUGUCAUGGCAUUCCAUGAAGGAAAUGGUGUUUGAAGGAGGUCCGCGUCCGUGGAUCUUGGAACCCUCCCGAUUUUUUCUGGAGCUGAGCACAGAGAAGACAGAGAAGAUUGAAAUAACAGAAGUCCGGCUGCCAGCUAAGAGGAAACAGAACCAGUACAUAUACCAAGUCCUGUGCCUGGAUUUAGGGGAACAAGUUCUUACCUUCCGAAUUGGAAAUCACCCGAGUGUUCUGAACCCAAGUCCAGCUGUGGAAACUGUGCAGGUGCAUUUCGUGUGUGCCCAUCCUGCCAGUUUGUCAGUAACGCCAGUGUACACAGUGCCAGCUGGUGCCCAGCCAUGUCCUCUGUCGCAGCAUGGCACGCAAAUGAUUCCUGUAUCAAGCCUGAGGGACACAGUCCUGGAACUUGCAGUAUUUGAUCAGCACAGAAGAAAGUUUGAUAACUUCAGCUCUCUAAUGCUACGAUGGAAAUCUUCCAAUGAAACACUAGCCCAUUUGGAAGAUUUUGUAUCAAUGGAGAUGGUAGCCAAAGAUGAUGGCAGUGGGCAGGCCCGGGCACAUGGUCAUCAGAUCCUUAAAGUACAUCAGAUAAAAGGGACUGUAUUCAUUGGAGUCAGUUUUGUGGGAUAUUCAGAGAAGAAAAGCCCAAAGGACAUUUCCAAUGUGCCCAGAUCUGCAACUGUGGAGCUGCUCCUGGUGGAUGAUGUGACUGUGUUGCCGGAGAAUGCUACCAUUUACAACCACCCUGAUGUGCAGGAGGUAUUCAGCCUUGUGGAAGGGUCUGGUUACUUUGCAGUCAGCAGCCGGGAGCAGGGCAUCGUCACCAUCACUUACAGAGAAGCAGAGAGCUCAGUGCAGGUAGUUCCUGUACAGCCCGGAUCUCUCACCUUGGAAGUCUAUGAUCUGUGCCUGGCUUUCUCUGGUCCAGCAAAAGCCCACCUGAGGAUAUCAGACAUACAAGAGCUGGAGCUCGAUCUGAUUGAUAAGGUUGAGAUAGGCAAAACUGUGUUAGUGACCGUGAGGGUUCUCAACUCUUCCAAACACCCAUUCAGAAAUAAGUACUUCAGAAACAUGGAACUCAAGCUGCAGGUUGCAUCGGCCAUUAUCACCCUGACACCAACAGAGGAGCAGGAUGUGUACUCUGAAAACUAUGUUCUUCAGGCCAUCACAAUUGGGCAAACCACACUCGUGGCUACCACCAGAGACAAGAUGGGGAGAAAAUUCACAUCAGCCCCUCGGCACAUUGAAGUGUUUCCUCCAUUCAGACUUGUUCCAGAGAAAAUGACACUGAUUCCAGCUAACAUGAUGCAGGUGAUGUGUGAAGGUGGUCCCCAGCCCCAAUCUAUCAUUCUCUUCUCCAUCAGUAAUCAGACUGUGGCUGCCGUUAAUAGGAGGGGCCAAGUUACAGGGAGAGUGGUUGGCACAGCUGUGGUCCACGGCACCAUCCAGACAGUAAAUGAAGAUACUGGCAAAGUCAUUGUAUUUUCCCAGGAUGAAAUGCAGAUUGAAGUUGUUCGGCUAAGGUCUGUUAGGAUUGUUGCAGCUACAACUCGACUCAUCACAGCCGUUGAGAUGCCAGUGUAUGUCACCGGAGUGACCAGUACACAGAGCCCUUUCUCCUUCAGCAAUGCCAGCCCUGGGCUUACAUUCCACUGGUCCCUGAGCAAAAAGGAUGUGUUGGAUCUAGUACCUAGGCAUUCAGAGGUUUCCCUGCAGCUUCCAGAAGAAAAUAACUUUGCCAUGGUUGUUCACACAAAAGCAGCUGGCAGGACCAGUAUCAGAGUCACUGUCCGCUGUGUGAACAGUUCCUCUGGGCAGUUUGAGGGAAGUGUAUUGGAACUGUCUGAUGAAAUUCAGAUCCUGGUGUUUGAAAAACUCCGACUUUUCAAUUCAGAGUACCAGCCUGAGAAGAUUCUAAUGCCAAUGAAUUCUCAACUCAAACUCUACACUAACAGAGAGGGAGCAGCCUUAGUGAACACUCGAAUUCUCAAGUGUCUUCCUAAUUCUUCCGUUAUUGAGGAGGAUGGCACAGGACUCCUGAAAGCUGGCUCCAUUGCAGGUACUGCGGUGCUGGAAGUCACUUCUGUAGAACCUUUCGGACUGAACCAGACAACCAUAACUGGGGUCCAGGUGGCCCCCGUGAAGUACCUGCAGGUGAGCAGCCAGCCCAAGCUGUACACAGCCUCAGGAAGGACCCUGUCAGCCUUUCCCGUGGGCAUGGUUCUUACCUUCAUUGUUCACUUUUACAACAGCAUGGGAGAGAAAUUCCAUACCCACAACACUCAACUUUAUCUGUCUCUAAACAGAGACGACUUGCUGCUUAUUGGACCAGGGAGUAGGAACUAUACUUACACGGCCCAGGCCAUGAGCAGAGGAGUGACACUUGUGGGGCUCUGGGACCAGCAGCAUCCGGGCAUGGCCGAUUACAUCCCUGUGGCUGUGGAGUAUGCCAUCGAGCCAGACACCACGCUGACCUUUGUUGGAGAUGUCAUCUGCUUUAGCACGCAUCUUGUCAGCCAGCAGGGUGAACCUGGAAUAUGGAUGAUUUCUGAUGACAAUAUUCUACAGACAGAUAUUGUCACUGGUGUUGGAGUGGCCAGGAGUCCCGGAACCACAGUGAUUUUUCAUGACAUCCCAGGAGUAGUGAAAACAUAUCGAGAGGUGACAGUCAAGGCAUCGUCAAGAUUAACAUUCACAUAUGACCUCAAGACUUCUCUCACCAAUAGCCCCAACUCAACUGUCUUCAAACUCUUCAUCACGACUGGCAGAAAUGAUGUCAACAUGAAAGGCUCUUGUACCCAAAAUCAGAUCUUGGCCAUUACACAAGUCCUUUCUCCAGAGACCCUUGUGAUGUGCCAUGUACAGUUCAGUAAUACUCUGCUAAACAUUCCAGCAAGUAAAGUCUUCCACAUCCGUUCAGAUUUCAGUGUGGAGAAAGGGGUUUAUGUUUGCCUCAUCAAGGUAAGACCGCAGUCAGAGGAGUUGCUCCAAGCCCUCAGUGUGGCCGACACCUCGGUGUAUGGAUGGGCCACGCUGCUCAGCGACAGCACCAAGUUCGGGAUGCAGAGAAUCCUUAUUCCUUUCACCCCUGCAUUCUACAUCAACCAGUCAGAACUGCUCCUUGGCCACAAACUAGACACUGGUGUGAUUAGAGUACAGGGAGUGGACAGAGUUCUUGAGAACCUACAGGUCCUCCCUAGCACCCCAGUUUUGGUGGUCUCUCAUCCCCGGCACUCCCCCGGCCUGGCAACCUUCCCUGUCCUGGUGGCCAAUUUCUCUGCCUUCCAGCAGAUGGCCUCUCCUGUCUUCAUUAACAUCUCCUGCGCACUCACUAGUCAGAGUGAGACUGUGAUGGUGAGAGCUUUGAGAGGUAAAUCUAAUGCUGAUAAACGGGAAGAUUCUGAUGUCUUCAAGAGACUGAUUGGUUCUUACCAGAUGUUCUUUACUUUCUUUGUGGUGUUGGCAUCCACAGCUUUCAUCUUUCUAGCAUAUAAUGCUUUCCUGAACAAGAUACAGACUGUUCCAGUUGUUUAUGUACCAACUGUAAGGACACCACAGCCAGGUCUUUACACCUCCACAAACUCUCCCUCUCCCUUCUGCAGCCCACAAGCCUCAGUACCCCGGAAUCAGCUUGCACGCUGGGUAUGGAGUACAAGGAACUAACCUAGCACGGAUGAGUGCCCUGAACUGCCAGGGAAUGAAGAUUUCCAGCCUUGUUCUCCACACUAAGCCUCCAAAACAAGGCUCUCAAAAAAGUUUUAAGCUGUUUUAAUAAAAGUGGUGUUAGACCGUG